AUGGUUAGUUCCCAGCCUUCUCACGACGAGAGAAUCGACAUUAACGUACGUUUCCACCCUCCCCCUUCCUGCCACUCAUCCCACCCCGCCGACCAUAACCGCACCCGCCUCCCCCGCUCCCCCCCACCUUCCUCCAAACCCCACCACAUCCACGCGCACCACAACCCCCUCACAAUGCUCACCCGCCCCGAACUGCCCCCCCGCUCCGAACUCCCCUCGGACCACCCCAAAAACCCCCACUCGCGCGUCCGCCUACCCGAACGGCCGCACCUGUCGCAAUACUGGCACGACGCCUACCCCCCGCCACCCCUGGACGACGACACCGUGCUCCCGAAACCGCCCUCCAAAAUCAAAUAUAUGAAUACGGAAUGGCAAAAAAACAAUCCGAAUCCGAAAUCGCGCGAUGCGGUGAAGGCGUACUAUGGUGGUGGGGGGAUGUAUCCCGGGAUGGGGGUGGGGGGGAUGUACCCUGGGAUGGGGGGGAUGAUGGGGGGGAUGGGUAUGGGGUAUGGAGGGAUGGGGAUGGGGUAUGGAGGGAUGAUGGGUGGUUAUGGGAUGCCUCGAUACGGCGGUGCCGGGAUGUACGGCGGCUACGGCGGUGGCUACGGCGGCUACGGCCCCGGGAUGUAUGAUCCGAUGAUGGGAACUUAUGGUGCGCCGGCGUCAGCCAAUUUCGUGGACGAUAAUGUGGAUGCUCAUCGGUAA
This is a messenger RNA of Cryptococcus amylolentus CBS 6039, 705 nucleotides long. RefSeq lists its product as hypothetical. NCBI's taxonomy places the organism in Eukaryota, Fungi, Basidiomycota, Tremellomycetes, Tremellales, Cryptococcaceae. The transcript has 6 exons. The record is from RefSeq and is a predicted model, not a curated record. The coding region runs from base 1 to 705 and encodes 234 amino acids.